Molecule: messenger RNA, 2575 nt
Organism: Cuscuta epithymum
Lineage: Eukaryota; Viridiplantae; Streptophyta; Magnoliopsida; Solanales; Convolvulaceae
Source: the annotation of a GenBank genome assembly
AUUAUCCAUGGUCAGCACUGCUGCUCCCCCAUUGCGUCUUGAAACUCAGGCGCUACUAUGUCCAUUCUCUAUUCUUCGUUUUUGUAUCCCAACAACGCUAAAUUCCAUUUCCCCAAGUACAAAUCCUACCUUUCGCCUCCAAAACCUCUGUUCAUAACAUGCGCAAGGAGGACCAAAAGAGUCGGAAAAUUGAGGUAUCCCUCGGAGAAAAAGAAGCUAAAGCUUCAGCAUAAGACUGAGCUUGACCUGGAAAAAAAGUUUGAAGGGAUUUGGAGGCUUUCCAAUCUUGGCGUCUCCGCUCUUUCAGACCCGGGCAAAGAUUUUAUCUACAUUUCCGAUGCUUUGCUUCAAGAAAUAGCCAAAGUUCUUGAAUUCCCUGUUGCUUCCAUGUUGCCUCCGGAAGCAUUCACUGUUGUUAGAAAAUCUUUUGAUGCCCGGAAGUUACAGAAGGAACCAAAAUUCAUAUACACUGUAGACAUGGACGUCAGCAAACUUCUACGUAUAGAACCUCGUACAUGGGACUUCAUCUCUGAGUUGGAGCCCAGAGCUGGGCUUUUGGAGCAUAUUCUUGACAGCAGAGUUUCUGAAGAUAUAAUGGGGAUAGUACACUCUUGCAGGUUGCCCAAUAUUAGAAAACCAAAAAUUGGUGUCGUCGGAAGUGGACCGGCUGGCUUGUUUGCUUCCCUGGUGCUUGCUGAGUUUGGUGCGGAUGUCACUUUACUCGAAAGAGGGGAAGCGGUUGAGCAGAGGGGACGUGAUAUUGGUGCUCUAGUAGUUCGAAGGAUGUUAGAAGAAGAAAGCAAUUUUUGCUUUGGGGAGGGUGGUGCAGGUACUUGGAGUGACGGGAAACUAGUUACUAGAAUUGGUAGAAACAGUAGUUCUGUUUUAGCAGUUUUGAAGACAUUAGUUCGAUUUGGUGCUCCAAAGAAAAUAUUGGUUGAUGGAAAGCCUCAUCUUGGAACUGAUAAAUUGGUUCCGCUACUUCAAAACUUUCGUCGUCACCUUCAAGAACUGGGUGUUACAAUCAAGUUUGGAACAAGGGUUGAUGAUCUACUUGUAGAGAAUGGAUUCGUGGUGGGAGUGAAGGUCUCUAAUUUGAUAGACAAACAAAAGUUGGUUUAUGAUGCAGUGGUUUUAGCAGUUGGCCAUUCUGCUCGUGAUACAUAUGAAAUGCUUCUUUCCCACAAUGUGAACCUUAGUCAAAAAGAUUUUUCCAUUGGAUUACGUGUGGAGCACCCCCAAGAGUUAAUAAAUGCUAUACAGUAUUCUGAAUUAGCUGAAGAGGUUAAUAAUGGACGUGGGAGAGUUCCAGUUGCUGAUUACAAGGUCACGGAUUAUUUGAAUACGAACAGAUUGCAAUCUCCUUCACCAAUCGGGCGUAAUUGUUACUCAUUUUGUAUGUGUCCUGGUGGCCAGGGGUAAGAUUGCGUACAUCUGACCCCCCUUACCCCACCGUUGGUGGGAGCCUUUGCGACACUGAGGUUGUUCUAACCAGUACAAAGCCUUCAGAACUAUGUAUCAACGGGAUGUCAUUUUCUAGAAGAUCAUCUAAGUGGGCAAAUGCUGCACUCGUCGUCACUGUUUCGCCAAAUGAUUUUUCAGCUUUAGGUUUAUAUGGUCCCCUUGCUGGAGUUCAGUUUCAGAGAACAUUUGAACAGAAGGCUGCUCUCAUGGGCGGGGGGGAUUUUGUCGUACCUGUUCAAAGAGUGACUGAUUUUCUUGGCAACAAAUCAUCAGUAGCAUCACUACCAUCAUCAAGUUAUCGUUUGGGAGUAAAAGCAGCAAAUCUCCAUGAAUUAUUCCCAAGCCAUAUCACUGAAGCUUUGCAAAAGUCAAUUUUGAUGUUUGACAAAGAGUUACCAGGAUUUAUUUCCAGCAGUGCCCUUCUUCAUGGGGUUGAGACCAGAACUAGCUCUCCUAUUCAAAUCUCCCGGACAACAAAUACUUUUGAAUGUAUGUCUUUGAGAGGGCUGUAUCCUGUGGGAGAGGGAGCGGGCUAUGCAGGCGGGAUAGUGAGUGCUGCUGUUGAUGGUAUGCAAGCUGGUUUCUCUUUGGCAAAGAGUUUAGGUCUCUAUGAGGGCAACCUAGACACCAUUUUUGGAAAGGGACAAAGUGUUGGAGUUGCAAAGUACUGAAAACCAUGGAGGAUCUCUAAAUUGAAGUCAAGACUAGUUCAAGACUUUUGUAUGAGGAAGUGUCAGGUAUUUAUCAACUUGCCUCGACCAUUGGUUGUAACCUUUGUCGCUAUAAUGGAAAUUAUUUUGUGCAAAGUUCAUCAGUGAGUGUUCGGGGCUCACUUUAUUUUGUUGUUUGGUUCUCACCAAUGUAAUGUGAGAUCUCAUGAGAUGGCUUUGUAGUUCAUUUUGUUCACAUUCAUUGAUAGCACAUACCACCAAAAUUCUUAGGUUACGUAAAAGACACCAUGGAAUGUGAUGCCAGGGUAUUGUAUCUUUUGUACACACUUGAUUGCAGGAAAGUAACUUGAAAUAUAACUUGCUGCGGAAAAUGCUUGACCAAAGAAAUGUGUUAUUGGAGAAUAACUUGAGUGUGUAAUACUCCGUAUAAUAUUUGGCCU